Messenger RNA from Miniopterus natalensis, 4644 nucleotides. The record is from RefSeq and is a predicted model, not a curated record. Lineage: Eukaryota; Metazoa; Chordata; Mammalia; Chiroptera; Miniopteridae.
AUGCUCGGCGCAAGACCAGAGGCAGUGGUGUUCCUGGGAGCUCUACUGACUGGGUCGCUAAUUCCAGCAGGCGGCCAGGACACACUCCCACUGUCCUGGGAAGUGCAGCGCUAUGACGGCUGGUUCAACAACCUGAGGCACCACGAGCGCGGCGCUGCAGGCUGCCGAUUGCAACGCCUAGUACCAGCCAAUUACGCGGACGGCGUGUAUCAAGCUCUGGGAGAGCCGCUGCUGCCCAACCCGCGCCAGCUCAGCCUCGCUGCCACGCGGGGCAGCCCGGGACUGGCAUCCCGCCGCAACCGCACGGUGCUGGGGGUCUUCUUUGGCUACCACGUGCUCUCGGACCUGGUCAGCGUGGAGAGACCUGGCUGCCCCGCCGAGUUCCUCAACAUCCGCAUCCCGCCCGGGGACCCCGUGUUCGACCCCCAACGGCGCGGGGACGUGGUGCUGCCCUUCCAGAGGAGCCGCUGGGACCCCAAGACCGGACAGAGCCCCAGCAACCCCCGGGACCUGACCAACGAGGUGACCGGCUGGCUGGACGGCAGCGCCAUCUAUGGCUCCUCUCACUCCUGGAGCGACGCACUGCGGAGCUUCUCGGGGGGACAGCUGGCGUCCGGGCCCGACCCCGCCUUCCCCCGGGACACGCAGGUCCCCCUGCUCAUGUGGACCGCGCCCGACCCCGCCACGGAACAGCGCGGGCCGCGGGGGCUGUACGCCUUCGGGGCAGAGCGAGGGAACCGCGAGCCCUUCCUGCAGGCGCUGGGCCUGCUCUGGUUCCGCUACCACAACCUGUGGGCGCAGCGGCUGGCCCGCGAGCACCCGCACUGGGGCGACGAGGAGCUGUUCCAGCACGCGCGCAAGAGGGUCAUCGCCACUUACCAGAACAUUGCUCUGUAUGAGUGGCUGCCCAGCUUCUUGCAGAAAACACCCCCAGAAUAUACAGGGUACCGCCCUUUCCUGGACCCCAGCAUCUCUCCAGAGUUCCUGGUGGCCUCUGAGCAGUUCUUUUCCACCAUGGUACCCCCUGGCGUCUACAUGAGAAAUGCCAGCUGUUAUUUUCAGAAGAUCACAAUCAAGGAUUUUGGCAGCUCCCCAGCCCUCAGAGUCUGCAACAGCUACUGGAUUCGGGAGAACCCCUACCUGAACAGCGCCCAAGCAGUGAAUCAUCUGCUGCUGGGAAUGGCCUCCCAGAUUUCAGAGCUGGAGGACAGGAUAGUGGUUGAAGAUCUGAGGGAUUAUUGGCCUGGUUCUGGCAAGUUCACCCGCACAGACUACGUGGCCAGCAGCAUCCAACGUGGCCGGGAUAUGGGGCUGCCCAGCUAUAGCCAAGCUCUUCUAGCCUUGGGGUUAGAGAUCCCGAAGAACUGGAGUCACCUCAACCCCGAUGUGGACCCCCAGGUGCUGGAGGCCACAGCUGCCCUGUACAACCAGGACCUGUCCCUGCUGGAGCUACUCCCUGGGGGGCUUCUGGAGAGUCACGGGGACCCUGGACCUCUCUUCAGCGCCAUAGUCCUUGACCAGUUUGUGAGGCUGCGGGAUGGUGACCGUUACUGGUUUGAGAACACCAGGAAUGGGCUGUUCUCCAGGGAGGAAAUUGCAGAAAUCAGAAACACCACUCUGCGGGAUGUGCUGGUGGCUGUCACCAAUGUGGACCCCAGUACCCUGCAGCCUAAUGUCUUUAUCUGGCAUGAAGGUGCACCAUGCCCGCAGCCCCAGCAGAUCACAACUGUUGGUUUGCCAUCCUGUGUGCACAUGACCGUGUUUGACUACUUUAAGGGCAGUGGUCCUGGUUUUGGUAUCACCAUUGUGGCUCUCUGCUGUCUUCCACUAGUGAGUCUGCUUAUCUCUGGGGUGGUGGCCCAUUUCCGGAGCCGAGAACGCAAGAAGUUACAAAAGAAAAACAAAGAGAGUAUGAAGAAGGAGGCAGCCAAAGUCGGAGUUCCAGCAAUGGAGUGGCCAGGCCCUAGAGAGGGGAGCUACCCCAUCACCAUUCAGCUGCUGCCAGACAGGUGUCUCCAGAUUCUGGAUGGGCAUCUCUCUGUGCUCCGCACCAUCCAGCUGCAGCCCCUGCAGCAGGUCAACCUCAUUCUGUCCAGCAACCGCAGACGUCGCACCCUGCUGCUCAAGAUCCCCAAGGAGUAUGACCUGGUGCUGCUGUUUAACUCUGAGGAGGAGCGAAACACUUUUGUGCAGCAGCUGCGAGACUUCUGUGUGCGCUGGAAUCUCAGCCUCCCCACAGCUGAGAUGGGCGAGAAUGAGCUGUUCAGGAAGGCUGUGACCAAGCAGCAGCGGGGACGCAUCCUGGAGAUCUUCUUCAGGCACCUUUUUGCCCAGGUGCUGGACAUCAACCAGGCAGAUGCAGGAGCCAUGCCCCUGGACUCAUCACAGAAGGUGCGAGAGGCCCUGACGUGUGAGCUGAGUAGGGCUGAGUUUGCUGAGUCCCUUGGCCUCAAGCCCCAGGACAUGUUUGUGGAGUACAUGUUCUCUCUGGCUGACAAAGAUGGCAAUGGCUACCUGUCCUUCCGGGAGUUCCUGGACAUCCUUGUGGUCUUUAUGAAAGGCUCCCCAGAGGACAAGUCCCGCUUGAUGUUCAACAUGUACGACCUUGAUGGAAAUGGCUUUCUCUCCAAGGAGGAAUUCUUCACCAUGAUGCGGUCCUUCAUCGAGAUCUCCAACAACUGCCUGUCCAAGGCCCAGUUGGCCGAGGUGGUGGAGUCCAUGUUCCGGGAGUCAGGCUUCCAGAACAAGGAGGAGUUGACAUGGGAGGACUUCCACUUUAUGUUGAGGGACCAUGACAGUGAGCUUCGUCGCACGCAGCUCUGCAUCAAAGGUGGAGGUGGCUGCGGGGGGGCAGGUGUUGAAGACAUCUUUAAACCACAAAUCAACUGUCGAGUCUCAUUCAUUGCUCGGACUCCUGGGGAACGCUCCUCCCAAGGGGUGGGGGUUCCUGCCUUAGAAGCCCCAGAGCUGGGAGGCCCUGUGCUGAAGAAGAGGUUUGGCAAAAAGGUAGUGGUGACCCCUCCCCGGCUGUACACGGAGGCGCUGCAGGAGAAGAUGCGUCGGGGCCUCUUGGCGCAGAAGCUGCGGCAGUACAAGCGCUUCGUGGAGAACUACCGGCGCCACAUCGUGUGCAUCGCGGUCUUCUCGGCCAUCUGUGCAGGCCUGUUUGCAGAGCGUGCUUACUUCUAUGCCUUUGCCUCGCCAUCCUCGGGCAUUGCCCAGACCACCUAUGUGGGCAUCAUCCUGUCGCGGGGCACGGCCGCCAGCAUCUCCUUCAUGUUCUCCUACAUCCUGCUCACCAUGUGCCGCAACCUCAUCACCUUCCUGCGCGAGACCUUCCUCAACCGCUACGUGCCCUUCGACGCGGCCGUGGACUUCCAUCGCUGGAUCGCCAUGGCUGCUGUUAUCCUGGCUAUUCUGCACAGUGCUGGCCACGCGGUCAAUGUCUACAUCUUCUCAGUCAGUCCCCUCAGCCUGCUGGCCUGCAUCUUCCCCAGCGUCUUUGUGAAUGAUGGGUCGCAGUUUCCCCAGAAGUUCUACUGGUGGUUCUUUCAGACAGUCCCAGGUAUGACAGGGGUGCUUCUGCUCCUGGUCCUGGCCAUCAUGUACGUCUUCGCCUCCCACCACUUCCGGCGCCGCAGCUUCCGGGGCUUCUGGCUGACCCACCACCUCUACAUCCUGCUCUACGUCCUGAUCAUCAUCCACGGCAGCUUCGGCCUGAUCCAGCUGCCCCGUUUCCACAUCUACUUCCUGGUCCCGGCACUAAUCUAUGGCGGGGACAAGCUGGUGAGCCUGAGCCGGAAGAAGGUGGAGAUCAGCGUGGUGAAGGCGGAGCUGCUGCCCUCAGGAGUAACUCACCUGCAGUUCCAACGACCCCAAGGCUUUGAGUACAAGUCAGGACAGUGGGUGCGGAUCGCCUGCCUGGCUCUGGGCACCAACGAGUACCACCCCUUCACACUGACUUCCGCGCCCCAUGAGGACACGCUCAGUCUGCACAUCCGGGCGGCCGGGCCCUGGACCAUUCGCCUCAGGGAGAUCUACUCACCCCCAGCUGACAGCUGUGCCAAAUACCCGAAGCUGUACCUCGAUGGACCAUUUGGAGAGGGCCACCAGGAGUGGCAUAAGUUUGAGGUGUCAGUGCUGGUGGGAGGAGGCAUUGGGGUCACCCCCUUUGCUUCUAUCCUCAAAGACCUGGUCUUCAAGUCAUCCUUGGGCAGCCAAAUGCUCUGUAAAAAGAUCUACUUCAUCUGGGUGACACGGACCCAGCGGCAGUUCGAGUGGCUGGCUGACAUCAUCCGGGAGGUGGAGGAGAAUGACCACCAGGACCUGGUGUCUGUGCACAUCUACAUCACCCAGCUGGCUGAGAAGUUCGACCUCAGGACCACCAUGCUGUACAUCUGCGAGCGGCACUUCCAGAAGGUGCUGAACAGGAGUCUGUUCACAGGCCUGCGCUCUGUCACCCACUUUGGUCGCCCCCCUUUCGAGCCCUUCUUUAACUCCCUGCAGGAGGUUCACCCAAAGGUACGAAAGUUUGGAGUAUUCAGCUGCGGCCCUCCAGGAAUGACCAAGAAUGUAGAGAAGGCCUGUCAGCUCAUCAACAGGCAGGACCAGGCCCUCUUCAUGCACCACUACGAGAACUUCUGA